CGUGACUGUCCGCGGAUAGCUCCACGGCCAACGCCUGUCUCGUCCUCGUCCUCGAGCUCGGAGCCCCGCCCGCGGUGCGGCAGUGGUCCGUCCACUUGUCGCUAACCACAUCUGUAAAGCUUCGCUCCUAAUAAUCUCCUUUUGAACCCGUGCUCGCGAGGGAUUAGUAAGCGCUAAGUAAAGCUAAGCUAAUGCGCUUGCCCUUUUCCCGGCCUCCCGCCCGCUCUCGGUUGCUCCCCAUUCACUUCUUGUCGGCGCCUUUUGCUCCUCUCCGCCUCGGAUUCCUUGCUCCCCCAUCGCAUCUUGCUUCUCUGUUCAUUCGAGCUGGAAUUUUUGACUCGUUUGAUUCGUCCUUGCGCGGGCCGUCUCGGCGGCGGAAGUUGUAGUCGUAGUGCUUGAUUCGAACUUCGUAUUGGUUCCCUUCAUCUGGAAUGAAGGGAGACACUACUGAAAUUUUGCGCCUUGCCUAAUCAUGCUGUCCUUGAACAAAAUGCAUUUUCUCAAGUUAUAUUCGAGCAGUACAGCCGUCAGAAAUGGUUCGCUGGGAGGGUCUCCCCUUGGAACCAACAAGACGGGCCGGCCGACGAGGCUGGCCGGCCUGGACAACGGCGCAGACGCGGCGGCGACCAAGUCCCCCACCGGCCGGAGCCCCAAGGUGGAGCGCCGCACCACCAUGAGCGCCGAGAGAGAGAAAAGGAGGUCACCGAUGAAGCUGUCUGAGCUAGAGUCCCAUGUUUCGCAGCUGCAAGACGAGCUGAAGAAAGCCAAGGAACAGCUCUAUUCCUCCGAGAACUCCAGGAAGCGUGCAGUGCAGGAGGCCGAGGAGGCCAGGGCGCAGGCCGCGUCGGCGACCGCGCUGGUCCGCGACUCCCAGGCACAGCUCGCCGAGCUCUCCUCCGUCGAGCAGACCCGCAUCUUCGAGCUUCGCCGGCUGUCCCAGGAGCGCGAUCGCUCGUGGCAGUCGGAGCUGGAGGCUAUGCAGAAGCAGCACGCCGCCGACUCGGCCGAUCUCGUUGCAGCUAUGGGGGAGGUGCACCGCCUCCGCGUGCAGCUCGCCGCCGCGGCCCGCGCCGAUCGCAAGCAGGAAGUGGCGGAGGCGCUGGCCACCGUCGACGAGCUCAAGGCCAAACUCACGGCGAGCGAGGAGGCCGAGGCGCAAGCGCGAGCAUUGCACGAGGAGUGCAAGCAGCAGUUGGAGGCGAGCCGGGCCACCAUCGACUCGCUGCUCACCGAUGGCUCCAAGCUGAUGGACUCCUUCAGCCUCGUCGUCACAGAGCUCGAGGAGUCGCGCGCCAAGCUUAAGGCCCUCGAGGAGGAGGUGGCGGAGACGGCGUCGGUGAAGGCCGCCACCGUAGAGCGCUGCAACUGCUCGAAGGACUCUGAGUCGGAGGUUGCCGACCUAAGGUCGGCUUUGGAGGAUGUGGAGGUCAGGUUCCAGGAAGAGAAGAUCCUGAGCACCGUCGAGACGCAGUGUGCGUACGAGCUCAUGGAUCAGAUAAAGGUGGAGUCCGACCUGCGGCAUGGCAAGCUUGCGGCGGCGCUCGCGACCGCCAAGUCUGAGGCUAUCUUCCUCAAGGCGAGCCUGUUCGACAGGGAGUCAGAGUUGAAGCGCGCCCAGGACGCGACCAAGAAGUUGCAGGACGACGCGAGAACGGACAGCACUGCCGACAACCUGAAAGCGCAGUUGCAGGGCGCGCUGCAGGAGAACGGGCAGCUGAAGCAGGAGCUGCGGCAGUACGAAUCCGCCGAGAAGAUCCCCGCGAAGUCGGAGGCCGACGCGGCGGCGGAGGCGGCGAAGAAAGGGGAGACAGAGGCCGAGUUGAGGCGGCUGAGGGUGCAGGCCGAGCAGUGGAGGAAAGCCGCCGAGACCGCCAUGGCGUUGCUCACGGUGGGAAAAGGAGGCAACGGGAAGAUCUUGGACCGCGGCGAAUCACUGGAUAGCGGCACCAAGUAUGCGGGCUUGUGCGACGAGCUCGACGACGACGCGGCGGUGGCCAGGAAGAACGGGAACGUGCUCAGGAGGAUCAGUGGAAUGUGGAAGAAAUGAGGCUGAUCGCCGAUCAACUGAUCGAUGACAACUAGUAGCGUGGCUCGAUCGUAGGGAUCGAGUUGUUCGUUUUUGUUUACCUUGUAUAAUUGUUUUGCCGGUUCUUGUGGUGUAAAAACAUAGGAGUGAUUGUACUGAAUGUGCCCAUAGCUGUAUUAUACGCGGUAUAUGAUGGAUUGAAGAAUCAAUUCAUCCGGGUGUGAAUUACGAAAGGUUGGAUUACCCCAUUUUAGAAA
Molecule: messenger RNA, 2283 nt
Organism: Lolium perenne
Lineage: Eukaryota; Viridiplantae; Streptophyta; Magnoliopsida; Poales; Poaceae
Product: interactor of constitutive active ROPs 2, chloroplastic
Source: RefSeq, a predicted model, not a curated record